AAUACUCCUCACUGACUCUGCAGCAUUCUCAACUUGCACCAUGAAACUUCUUCUGCUUCUCACUGCCCUGGUGGCAGGCGUUCUAUCCAAGAAAACAUUCAUAGGAGAACAGGUGCUGCGGAUCAAGGCAAACAGCAAUGAGCAACUCAGUCUGCUGCAAGAUUUACAAUCUUUUACACAUCUGCAGCUUGAUUUCUGGACUGAACCUGCCAAAUCUGAUAUUCCAGUUGAUAUCCGAGUUCCCUUCACAAGUCUUCAGUUUGUGAAGGCCUAUCUAGAAUACAACAACUUUGAUUACUCUAUCAUGAUAGAAAACCUGCAGCAAGUGAUCAACACAGAGAAAGAAGAAUUGGAAAGCAAUGAAAGAAAAGAACGCAACUCUGGCUCUUUUGACUUUGGAGCUUAUCACACCUUGGAUACUAUAAACUAUGCCAUUGACCUAAUUAUAGCAGAUUACAGCUCAAUUGUCAGCAAACAACAGAUUGGUAACUCAUAUGAAGGGCGUCCCCUUAAUGUUCUUAAGUUCAGCACUGGAGCUAACCACCCUGGCGUUUGGAUAGAUGCUGGUAUUCAUUCACGUGAGUGGGUUACUCAAGCUACUGCCCUGUGGACCGCACGUAAGCUUGCUUCUGACUAUGGAAAGGACGCAUCUAUUACCUCUUUGUUGGAUAAUUAUGAUGUCUUCCUUAUGGUUGUCACCAAUCCUGAUGGAUAUGUCUACACUCACACAACAAACCGUAUGUGGCGCAAAACUCGUUCCAUCAAUAAAGGCAGUGCAUGUGAAGGUGCUGACCCCAACAGAAACUGGGAUGCAGGCUUUGGAGGGCCAGGAGCCGAUUCUAACCCCUGUUCUGAAACAUACCAUGGAUCUAGCGCAGAAUCAGAGGUGGAGGUAAAGUCUAUUGCCAACUUUAUUAGGAGUCAUGGCAAAAUCAAAGGAUUUAUAACCAUCCACAGCUACUCUCAGUUUCUGCUUUUCCCCUACGGAUACAAGCGCACCCUUCCUGCCGACUACGCUGAGCUGAACAAAGUUGGUAACGCUGCUGCUAGCGCAUUAACCUCUCUCUAUGGCACCCAGUACAAAGUUGGAACAAUCGUCUCCACUAUAUAUCAAGCCAGUGGAGGAAGUAUUGAUUGGAGCUAUGAUAUUGGAAUUAAGUAUUCAUUUGCCUUUGAGUUGAGAGAUCAAAGACGCUAUGGCUUCUUGCUUCCAGCUUCUCAGAUCCUACCAACUGCACAGGAGACCUAUCUGGCUCUUAAAAAGAUUCUGGAGCAUAUUCGUGAUAAUCCUUAUUAAACAAGGCACAGUUCUACAAGGUGCUUACACAAUUUUAUACUGGUGGCAUCCAUUCCUGAAGAAGUGAAGAUACAUUCAUGAAACAUGUAGAGUUUUAGGAUGCAAUCCAUGUUAUUAAUUUUGUUAUGUGGGAGAAUCUGAUUGGCCCAUCUAUAUCAAUAUAAUAUGUACCCUAAGCUGAUGUAUGCUGGAUAUAAUGAACCAGCUUGUUAUUU
Rana temporaria (common frog) is the source of this 1512-nucleotide messenger RNA. RefSeq names its product carboxypeptidase A2-like. The record is from RefSeq and is a predicted model, not a curated record. Gene Ontology annotation, biological process: proteolysis. NCBI's taxonomy places the organism in Eukaryota, Metazoa, Chordata, Amphibia, Anura, Ranidae. Gene Ontology annotation, molecular function: zinc ion binding; metallocarboxypeptidase activity. The transcript has 12 exons. Bases 41 to 1297 code for a protein of 418 amino acids.